AUGGACCUGUAUAAAGAAGCCAUGGAGGUAGAUUUUGAAGACACUCCUAACCCACAAGCUCCAGAUAUGCUGGACACAAUGUUACAAGACGUGAAACCUUUCAGAGCGUUCCAUUCAGUCUCCUGGCUUGCCCAAAGUAGCAACAAUAUGACCAACGCUGAACUCGGAUUGUCCCAGCUGAUUGGGGAAUCUCACGCUUUACUCAACCCAUUGACCACAGAUUUGAGGACCUCUCCUUGCUCCAGAGACAGAAAGCCUCUUCAGGCCGAGGACACUGUACAACUUAUUUACCCAGGAAUUAUCCGACCAGAAACUGUCUCACUUCCACAGAGUCCAAGGACUGCCUUUGGGUUACCUCUGAAAAUGGACAACUCGAUGCCAGGAUCUUGUAUAGAGGAAGGUCAGCAGUCUCCCUGCCUCAGCAGCACCCUGUCUCCUGCAGGGUCGUGGUGUAGUGAAUUAUCAAUCUAUGACUCCAAGGCUUCCCCAUAUUCAGUUGAACAACAGGUGACCUCGGUGGGUUCGUCUGAGUUACACAGCCCCGUGUUUGACCUUCAAAGCCACGCUAUUGAUGGUUUAAGUCCCAUCUCACCAAGCAGUUCAGGUCCAGCCUCCCCAUCUACAGAUCUCCUGUGCAACAUCCCUCAGCUGGAGCAGCCAGGCAAAAAGAUCUCCUCAAGUCCUGGAAACGCUAUUUCUGGUAUGUACACGUUCAUUUGUUGCAUUUUCACAAUUUAUAUGACUUGUAUACAUAGUCUAAAAAACGACAAACAAGUGUUACACUUUGACAACUAUAAGUAGAGGGCAGACAAUGUUGUACCUCCACCAUAAAAUAUUUUUUGAAUGUUCUCAAAGUGAUAACUCUUUAUAUUUCCAGACUGAUAUUAAACAUGUCCUUAGUAUAACAUAACUUGUUUAGAAGUUCAGCAUUAUGUUUAUUUGGAGUAGAUGAGCUAACAGUUGCUUUCCUUUCCUUGUGUUUAUAGGUCGCAGGGGCAGUGAGGACUCUGGCUAUGGCUGUGAGGCUGGCCAACAAACCUCAUCAAAUGAAGAUACAGGCAAGAUGACCCGCAGACUGAGGACAGCUUUUACAUGUGAACAGAUUGCUACUAUGGAGAAAACCUUCAAAAAGGGGAAAUAUCUCACCCAAUCCAGUAGAAGAAAACUGGCAAACAAGCUCCAGCUGUCUGAAAACCAGGUAAGAUACUCUCUUCUGAUGAAUCUGGGGGGUUGGAGGCAUUACAAGAAAAUUAGAUUUAACAGCAGGGCUAUUUGCGGAAUAGAGAAUUGCUGGGAAUUUCAAAGGUCGUAAAAUGUUAGACCCAAGUAGGUGAACUUGAAAGGUCGGUUAUGCUUCCAAGUUUGAUUUAAAAUUUAUUUUGAAUUCCCAACAACACACCUGAGUAAUGCGUCCUGCUUGUUUCAUUAUAAAGAUACAAAAGUCUAAUGUUUAAGAUUUACCUAAUGAAGAUGUAACAAUCCAUUGGUUUCUAUGGUGAAAGCUGUAGGUUUAGAACUUUGCCCCAGAAAUGCUUUUUAUAUAUAACUCCCAUCAUUUGUGUCAAUCCCCCUCCCCCCCAUGGACUGUUAGGAUCCAGUACACCAAUUGCAUGUUAAAUACUAUAAUUAUGAAAACAAAAUUGAACUGAGAAAUAACCAAAUUUAUUUAUUUUUCCCAUUAGAUCAAAACCUGGUUUCAGAACCGCAGAAUGAAACAGAAACGUGAAACUCAAGAUGUCAGGCACAGCUCAAUUUAUGCUGCCAACCUGUUUGGCCUACCUGGUUACCAUCUUCAACAGCCUGGACCUCUCUAUGCCCAGCCUAUACACAAUGGACCUCAACCGAUGGCCUACUCUCAGCCACAAUUAAACUCUAUGACCGGAACCUACCCCUACACCCUUCCUGCCUCAAACCCUUACAAUCCAUUAAAUGCUACAGUCCGUCCAAUGAUGUAUCCACCACAGCAACCUGCAAUGUACCCUCCUGGAUACCAUGACGAGAGGUCAUACCCAAAACUUCAACCCCAUAUGUACCCACCAGUGUACCAUGGGGAGAGGCCAUAUUUUUAG
Messenger RNA from Pelobates cultripes (western spadefoot toad), 2069 nucleotides. The record is from the annotation of a GenBank genome assembly. Lineage: Eukaryota; Metazoa; Chordata; Amphibia; Anura; Pelobatidae.